GUGAACUUGAUUUUAAAACUAUCCACAACUUUCUUCUUUUGUUACCUAGUCAAUUUAAUCAUAGGUCAAACACAAUUUAAAAAAACUUCAAAUAUGGAGGAAGACAAUUCUUGGGUAUUUGAUUCUCUUGUUUGUUUCUUAAAUGGUCCUAUAUGGAAUGCACCACUCCAGACUUUUAUAGAAGAAAAAUCUUUGAUUUUUGAACCAAGCGUUAAUGAAAAUGAGGAAUAUACAAACAUUUUUGAAGAGUUCAAAAAUUUGGUAGAUUUCAUGCUUGGGAAUUUCAUGGAAGAUAUAGGGAUAUCUUCAGAGCAGUUCGAGAUCGCAUGCAAACAAGGAAAAAGAUAUCAAGUUGCUUUUGAUCAUAACCUAUUUGAGCAAAUUUGGGCAGCAAAUGACUACGAGAUGUUCAAAAGAAUGAUGACGCAGAGAAAUGUGGAACUCCAACUACAAGCAUUGGAGCUCAUCGAAAGAAAGUACGGAAUAACACCAGAAUCAUUUAUUCCGAAAUCUAAAAAGAAUGUUAGAGAAACGCCGAUUACUAUCGAGAUCGAGAAGACUCCUAACCUUGAGAAUGAAAUUAUGGAAGAAAUAUCCCAGAACUUUUCAAAUGAAGAACCUGAUGCCUCACUGGACAUGAAAAAUAUUUUGGAAGAAAAGAAGAUAUUGGAAAAAGUACUGGAGGAAACAAAAGAGAAGUCUGUUGCAAUAGUCGAAUCAAGAGAAAAGACAGAAGGAAGCAAACCGGAAAAACCAACAACUGAAGAUAAAAAAGCAGUACUUGAAAAGAAGCCAGAUGAAAUAGACUCUCUGGAAUUGAAAAAACGACAAGACUACUUGAGAGCCCAAAGAGACAAGUUAGUUGCUUUGAAGAAAGAUGCAAGGCGCAAGCAGCUUGAUACUGAAAAUGGCACCAAAGACAAGACUAAAGCCAGACCGAAUUCGGCAAAAGCUGCCGAAGCGGUUUUGACAGGAGAGAAGCCCAAGGUUGAGCCACAACUUCAACUAAGAAAAACUCUAGCGGAGCGCUUGAGAUCCGAAGUGGUGUCAGGCAAAAAUAAAAAUUAACUUUUCCUAAUUAUAUUUAUUAUCUAAAUAUAACGAGUACAGUUUUUAUUUUACAUUCUUUCAACAUUGAUUUGUUACAUGGAAAAUGAAGAUUAGAAAAGGGUAUUUUUAUCUGUUCUAUCCAAGAACGAAUGGCUUGUAUAAAAUAUAUGGUAAGGCUGCCAUAUUAUUAUAAAUAACAUACCAUUGUUCAAAAGUUGUGCAAAUUUGAUAUUGUACCCUGCUUAAUUUUGAAGGUAGGUAACUUUAAAAAAAUAAUCCAUUCCAAUAAUUGUAUUGGUAGGUAGUUUCUGGAUGUUUUUUGUCUGUGAAUAAAUACACAUUAACGAUAUACUUAAUUUAAAUACUUAUGAAUAUUGCUCAGAUUUUUUGAGCGGUGAUAUACGAGUGACUCAGUUUUAUUCCCGGAAACCUAAACGUAUUCUGCCAACCAAAUUUAUAGGAGAUAUCAGAAAAUUAGGUGCACGAUGGUUUAUUAAAAAUUACCCUAUACCUCUUUUCAACAGUUUACCGUGAAAUAGACAUUUUCAUGCCAUAAUCAGUAUACUAUGAUCAAAUGAAGAAAUAAUAAUUUCAAAUAUAGUAAUCACUAACCAGCUGUCUAACCAUGUCUAAAACUAAAACAACAACAAUUUUUUUUUUUUAGAUGACUAUAACCCCUCAGGGGGGCAUUUCUGGGCCAAUGUUUAUAUAAAUUUCUAUUUGUAUUCCUAGAGUCGGUGGAUGAAAUCUUCUUUUGCAAUUUGGGGACACCCUGUAUAUCUGAAGGAGGGAUGACGGGUUGAAUUACUUCUCCUGAUUUCUCAAAGGAAACAACCCUGUAUUGAAAUGGAUUAUUUGUUGAAAAAAAUAUAUACAGGGUGUUUCAUUGGGAAAGGUAAAUUAUUCAACUGUGGAUAGGGGUCACUGGGGUGAUUUGAAAAAACCCAUGGUUAAUGGGUC
Phaedon cochleariae (mustard beetle) is the source of this 2010-nucleotide messenger RNA. NCBI's taxonomy places the organism in Eukaryota, Metazoa, Arthropoda, Insecta, Coleoptera, Chrysomelidae. The record is from the annotation of a GenBank genome assembly.